AUGAAACGAUUAUUAUUUCAAGGAGCUGAAUCAAAGGUUUACAUUCAAGAUUUUUUAGGAAAAGAAAUUUUGGUGAAAGAAAGAUUUAAAAAACAUUACAGACAUUCCGAAUUAGAUAGUUAUUUAACGAAAGAGAGAAUAAGGGCGGAAUGCCGCAAUAUUGUCAGAUGUAAACAAUUAGGAAUUAAAACUCCGACGAUUUAUUUCGUGGAUCUUAACAAGAGAGUAAUUUAUUUAGAAUAUUUCAAGUCGAGCGUUUCCGUGAAACAGUAUUUUGAAAAAUUGGAAAGAGAAAAUGAGUUGACAGAUGAUAAAAUCAAAGAAGUGGCUUAUUUAUUAGGAAAUGCCAUUGCUAAAAUGCAUUCCAAUAACAUGGUACACGGAGAUUUGACCCCUUCUAAUUUUCUCAUACAGAAAAAUGAAGUGACAAAUAAAAAUGAGAUAAUAGUCAUUGAUUUCGGGCUGAGUCAUUUAGAGGCAAGCGAUGAGGAUAAAGGCGUAGAUUUAUAUCUUCUCGAAAGAGCUUUGGUCAGCAUGAAUGUUAACGCAUCACAAUUUUUCAAAGAUAUUUUGCAAAAAUACAAAGAGACUUAUAAAAAAAAAAUCAAUUCAGUCUUACAAAAAUUUGCAGAAGUAAGAUCGAGGGGAAGAAAGAGAUGCAUGGUUGGGUAA
Pediculus humanus corporis (human body louse) is the source of this 672-nucleotide messenger RNA. RefSeq names its product TP53-regulating kinase, putative. The coding region runs from base 1 to 672 and encodes 223 amino acids. Gene Ontology annotation, biological process: protein phosphorylation. Lineage: Eukaryota; Metazoa; Arthropoda; Insecta; Psocodea; Pediculidae. Gene Ontology annotation, cellular component: nucleus; EKC/KEOPS complex; cytosol. The transcript is spliced from 2 exons. The record is from RefSeq and is a predicted model, not a curated record. Gene Ontology annotation, molecular function: protein serine/threonine kinase activity; ATP binding.